GGCAUGCGCAGUCGAACGGGGGGGGGCUGUGGCUAGGGGGCUGAGGUAAAGCUGGGGUGCAGCGGGCUACUGUCUGCCUCGCUCGCCUUACUUAGGAGGCUUCGGCCGCCCCCGACCUUCCCAGCAUCUGGGCAUCGUUGUGGACGCCGGGUCCGGCCCUACCGCGCGGGCCCUCGCCGGCCACAGUGACCCCGCCCCCGGCCGAGGAUGUGAGCAGGGCCGGGCGUCCCGCACCGGGCCCGGGCCCGGGCGCCGGCAGUGGGCGUCUGGGUCGUGCCGGACGAUGGCCCUGCUCCAGGUGCUCCUUGCCUCCCGGGUCCAGGGUCAGUGAGGCGCCGGCGGGCUUGGACAAGCGGCCCGGCGCGGCGCCAUGGAGGGGGUGCUGUACAAGUGGACCAACUACCUUAGCGGUUGGCAGCCUCGAUGGUUCCUUCUCUGUGGAGGAAUAUUAUCCUAUUAUGAUUCUCCUGAAGAUGCCUGGAAAGGUUGCAAAGGGAGCAUCCAAAUGGCGGUCUGUGAAAUUCAAGUUCAUUCUGUAGAUAAUACCCGCAUGGACCUGAUAAUUCCUGGGGAACAGUAUUUCUACCUGAAGGCCAGAAGUGUGGCUGAGAGACAGCGGUGGCUGGUAGCCCUGGGGUCAGCCAAGGCUUGCCUGACAGACAGUAGAACCCAGAAGGAGAAAGAAUUUGCUGAAAACACUGAAAACUUGAAAACCAAAAUGUCAGAACUAAGACUCUACUGUGACCUCCUUGUUCAGCAAGUAGAUAAAACAAAAGAAGUGACCACAACUGGCGUGUCUAAUUCUGAGGAGGGAAUUGAUGUCGGUACUCUGCUGAAAUCAACUUGCAAUACUUUUCUAAAGACCUUGGAAGAAUGCAUGCAGAUUGCCAAUGCAACCUUUACCUCUGAACUGCUUUAUCGCACUCCCCCAGGAUCACCACAGCUGGCCAUGCUCAAGUCAAGCAAGUUGAAACAUCCUGUUGUUCCAAUUCACAAUUCACUGGAAAGGCAAAUGGAGUUGAACAGUUGUGAAAAUGGAUCUUUAAAUAUGGAAAUAAGUGGUGAUGAAGAAAUCCUAAUGAAAAACAAGAGCUCUUUAUAUUUGAAAUCUGCAGAGAUAGACUGUAGCAUAUCAAGUGAAGAAAAUACAGAGGAAAAUAUAACAGUUCAAGGUGAAAUAAUGAAGGAAGAUAGAGAAAAAAACUUGGGAAAUCGUGACAGCAACUUGGUACUGCCUAGAUCAGACUCUUCAAGUUGCUCUCCAGAAUCCCUCUGGGAAGAAGGAAAAGAAGUCAUCCCAACUUUCUUCAGUACUAUGAAUACUAGCUUUAGUGAUAUUGAACUUCUGGAAGACAGUGGCAUUCCCACAGAAGCUUUCUUGGCAUCAUGUUAUGCUGUGGUUCCAGUAUUAGAUAAACUUGGCCCUACAGUGUUUGCUCCUGUUAAAAUGGAUCUUGUUGGAAAUAUUAAGAAAGUAAAUCAGAAGUAUAUAACCAACAAGGAAGAGUUUACUACCCUCCAGAAAAUAGUGCUGCACGAAGUGGAGGCGGAUGUAGCUCAGGUUAGGAACUCAGCUACUGAAGCCCUCUUGUGGCUGAAGAGAGGUCUCAAAUUUUUAAAGGGAUUUUUGACAGAAGUGAAAAAUGGUGAAAAGGAUAUCCAGACAGCCCUGAAUAAUGCAUAUGGAAAAACAUUACGGCAACACCAUGGCUGGGUAGUUCGAGGUGUUUUUGCGUUAGCCCUGAGGGCAGCUCCAUCCUAUGAAGAUUUUGUGGCCGCAUUAACCAUAAAGGAAGGUGACCACCAGAAGGAAGCUUUCAGCAUUGGGAUGCAGAGGGACCUUAGCCUUUACCUUCCUGCCAUGGAAAAGCAGCUGGCCAUACUGGACACUUUAUAUGAAGUCCACGGGCUGGAGUCUGACGAGGUGGUAUGACAGCUGCAGGACAGCACCUCCUAACUUCAGGGAAUAAAAUUUGCUAAAGUAUUGUGUUCCCCUACUUAAUUUUCAGCAAAAGCUUCAACCCUUUUCAACCCCUUGGGGGGAUGGAAAGGAGCAGGCAAAACCUAGUGCUUUUAUAUAUAGUUUUGUAAAAUAUGUAUGUGUUUUAUGUGUUUAAAAAUCAAGGUGCUAUAUAUUUUAGUUCAAUGGGCCUACUGGAAACCAAAUUGUAGUUGUUACAGACUUGAACAGCAAGUAAUAAGAGCGGAUUUGAUGAAUAGAUUUGUUUGUAUUGUUUUAUAUUGUUUUGUUUUAGUUUUAAUGGGCCACUCAAACUCAAGCUGCAAAUGAGCAAUUCUGUAUCAAAGACUAAAAUUUAUACCCAGUGGUAAACCAUCUUAGAGUUAGACUGGACACUUAAGAGAAAGUGUAAGCCCCUUUGUGAAGCAAUGAUAAUGUCGUUUGCUGUUCCUAGACGUUCUCCAGUGGAUCUUCUUCUCUGGCUCUCAGUGAGAAGAGCCUGGUAGAGAGAAGGUUUGGGCAUUAGUGUGACCAUGCGAUGGUGGGAAAAUGUGGGCAAGGACUGCCAUCCCUUUUGACAGGUGAGGCCUUUUGUGGCUCCAGAUGAGAGGUGUGCCCUGACCUCACUGGAGGGCAGGAUGGGAGAAGUGGACACGUCAUUUGAGGUGACACCUAUCUUGUGCCCACCCUUUGCCACAUUUCCAUGGCAUUAUCUCAAUGGGACCUCACAAGAAAACCAUGACACUCAAGGAGAUUCUUAUUCCACUUCCAAAGUGAUGUUUAGAGGUGGAAGGAUCUCCUCACACUCGUGUAGUCUCUUAAGUAGUGAUUUCUAAAUAGAAUCUGGACUAUAUUUGUAUCGAAGUCACAUGGUGUCACAUGUCCAUUCAAAGACUGGAAUUACCUAAAGAACCCAAUGUGGAAGUGGGACACAGGAAUCUGUGUUUAGAUGAACUUCCCGAAUGAUUCUUAUGCACACCAGAUAGAGGAACCAUUUGAUUAAAUUCGAGUUUUCAGAAUUUCAGAGUCUUGCAAGAACCAAAUGAUACGUCCUUUUUUCAAACAGGAAGAGUCCAUCAUUUAAGGAAAAUAAUUCAAUGGAGAGCAAGAAGUGGAGCAAGUUUACUCAGCAGCAUGCUUCAUUGAGCCAGGAUCAGUACCCAGCAAACAGACCUUGGCAUAGCAUUCAGGGCCAUGGCUCUGAAUGUGUCCUCUGAUCAGUCAUGGCUUUGAGACCAAAAGUGCAGAGCAAACUAAAGGCAGCUGCAUAUCAAUCUCAAAAGCUUUGGAGUGGUGUCAGGGUUUAUAGAUGGGACUCGAAUAUUUUAUAAAAUAACCUUGGGAAGACAUUCUUCUACAAAGUGUGAUACCCAAACUGACCCUUGACUCCCAGUACUGGGCCAAACUGCCACAGUGUGCAUAGGAGAGAUGCCAUGAGUACCUUCCUUUUUAGAGGCCACUUUCCUAUGGUAUCAGGAAGGGAUGCUCCAGCAUAAGAUAGUUCCUGUGGGAGAACGUGAGUUGCUUUGAGGGACACAGGUGAAUGGAGCAGCGCUGGAUGAUGCUGUAGAUCCUUAGGGCAGGAGAAUUCUCUCCUUAGCAGAAUGCUUCAUGUAGGAAGGAAACUGAUCUUGACUUUUCUCUUAAACAGGCAUUUAUUUAGCCCACAUUAAUGAAACAAAUUGAGCGAGGCAAGGUGGUACACACCUGUAGUCCCAGCUACUCUGGCAGCUAAAGCAAGAGAAUCUCUUAGUCUAGGAGUUCAAGACCAGCCUAGACAAUGGAGUGAGAUGCUGCUCCUUAAAAUUAAAACAUAAAGUUGUUUUUUAAAAUAAACAAAGUGUGUAUUUAGCCUAUAAAAGAACUUCUGGAAAAUAUUUAGAAAAAUAAUAUCUUGUUUUAAGGCUAGAGAAGAAAAAGAGCUAAAGUGAGGUUGAUUAUAUUUUAGCAUUUGCUGUUGGCAGCUGCUAAGGUGUAUGGGGUAUUUUCCUGGCACUCAGGAGAGCUUUCUGUGGAUGUCCUUCUCUGUUUGGGGUUGGUUGGUUGGUUGGUUGGUUGGUUUGUUUGUUUGUUUGUUUUGAGACAGAGUCUUGCUUUAUAGUUCACACUGGCCUUGAAUGCAGUGUGUAGCCCAGGCUGGCCUUGAACUCUUGGUGAUCUGCCUCAGCCUCCCAAGUGCUGGGAUGAUAGGCAUGCGCCACCACACCUGGCUUGGAUGUCCUUCUCUGGCUAGUGUGAAGGUGAAGGUAGGACUAGGGUAUAAUUUAGACUUCUGCCCUUGACAUCCCCCCCUCAAAGGGAAGCAAGAGAGGUCAGUUUUUGCUUAUACUGUGAGUGAAGAUGCUUUAGGCACUGUGCUCUUAAAAGGGGAUGCUACCAGGAAAUUGUUGGUGUUAUGAAGCUGACUGUUCCACGAAAAUGCUGGUGCUCCCUUCACUUCAAGUGAUCUCCUGUGGUCCUUGGAGAGUAGGUGGAUGCUCUGAAAACACCUCAGGUUUGCCAUCGAGGCUCUGAAUGCACACAAAAGGACAGCUGCCCUGUGUGGCCAUUUCAUGUUUUUACAAGUACUGCCUACAUGUUUACAACUCAACUUUUGAAGGAUAAGGAGUUUAGUAUUAUCUGAAUAGAAUAGCUUCAAUAACUUGAAUAAGUUCCAUUUUCCAAUCACCCUGUUUUCAGCCCUACAGAAAGGGAGUAAUGUUUUUCAGUAGAUAUUUUCCUCACCGGGGAAUUAGUUUGCCUAAGGUAUAUAAAACUGAGGAUCCUUAAAAAAAACAAGCUAGAAAUUGAAUGUAAUACUAAACAAUAAAUUCAGCUCGACCUGAAUCUUGGCGCAGAGUUUCUUCAUUUAAAGUCAUCAUCUGUGCUGAUGAGCAGUGACUUUCUAAAAGGAGGCAAUGGGAUAAAAUACUUCAAGCUUUCUUCUGUAGCCUUCCAAGAGCUCUGGGACACUUGAGCUUUCCUUUACCCUGACACUGAAAGAGAAGAAGCUCUACUAUGUUCGUUGCUUUCAUUGCUUGAGACAUCUGUAGGAUUUCUUUUCUGGUAUAACCUUUAGAAGAAAAAGGAGAUAUGUUUUGCUGGGUGUUGGCAGAAGCGAGGAAACAGCAUUGGCUCCUAGGAAGCACUUCCUCACACAGUUGUAUCAAGCCUGACUUCUUUACUGGGAAGCCACCUUCUCAUUGGCCAGGAUCAGUGUACGCUUGUGGAACUGAACAAAAGCCUCUCACAAGCAAAGCUUUUGUCCUUUAGAAGCAAGUCUGAUCCAUUUAGCUAGUCCUGGUGACAAGGAUUGGAAACCAGCUUGUAGCCAUUGGGAGGAAGUGAUUUUUCUCAUGGGCUCUUGAUCUAGCUCUAAAGCGAAUUCCAGUGGGGUCUGGCAGAAUGUGGAGCACACGAGCCUAGGGAGUUGAUUUUGAAGGGUAAUGUUCAUUAGGUUGUGUGAGUAGUGGCUUGAGGUACCUUCUCAUUAUUAUGUGUGUGUUGUUCUGAACAUGAAGGUUCCCCCAGUGUCAUGUUCCACAAUGGGAGACCUCUUUACUCCAUUGUUCAGCUUUGUGGCUUUUCUCUCUUUGCGACUAAAAAGUGCCAGCAGUUCCCCCCUUAACACUCCACCCCCAAGCCGUUGUGCCCCAUUCCACAGCAGCAGCUUCCAGUAUAUGAACAGCAUCUGGCUCCAGCUUAGACUCCAAGAGCUUCAGGACAGAACCCGUGUUCCUAUUGGUAGCUAUAGGACAGGUGAAUACUGACUUGUGGCACCUGGGAGAGGUUUUCUGUUACCUGGUGAGUGCUGUUGAGAAGUUUGCACUCUACUCCUUUUGGUUAGUACUUCCAUAUAUAUCUCCAAAAAAUUAAUGCUUUCAACUUUGUAUUUUCAGUAGUGUUCUUAAUUAAGAAAAAUGUGUGAUAGGGACUAAUAAAUACAGUAUACUUUAUUAAAUUUGAGAUGAGGAAAAGAACUAAAAAUUUUUAUAAAGGAAACAAUCUGAUUAUGAAAAUCAUAUAUACGGAGAAAUAUCAGAUAAAGCAAUAGAGUCAGAGGGUCAUGAGCAAUAGAAGAUGAUAAUAAGGCAUUUGGGAAACUUUUGUUUUUCCUACUAAGCUACCAUGUCCUGUAGGAACUUGGUUACAUAAUGGUGCAUUUCUGAAACACUGAUUAAAUCCAGUCGUUUCUGACUUUAGUCAUUUGUUUUACAGCUGUUCAGUUCCUCACUCCUCAUGUUUUCUUUCUUUUUUUUUUUUAAGGUUAACUACCAAUCUUUUUAAAUUUAAAAGUUUUCAGAUGAUGAACUUGUAAGUAAAUGAAGUAUAUGGGAAGCCAUUGUUCUGUUAGGUGAACUAAUGUGUUUGGUCUUGAGGGCCUGACUUCAGAUGCUUCAUGAUGUCAUACAGUGUAUGCACAUACUUCAUUGUGUGCAGUGAACCUCUGUUCCUGUAAAGUAUAUGUAGAAUGCUUUAUUUAAAGAUAUGUUCCUCUUCUGUAUGACCCUUUGUAACCUGCAGUUGCUUUCUCAGGGGUUUCCUAGUCAUGACAUGAAAUAUUCACUCACUGUCUAAUGAUAUUUUAAGACUUGUAUCUAUUACAGGUCAUUUCCACAAUUUCAUAAAUGUAUUGUUCACUAAGCCUUCCCUAUAUAUGUUCCCAGUUCCCAUCCUGCCUCAGACAGUCAAUAGUCUUGUGGACGGUGACCAUUUGCAUGAUUCCUUGUUGCACUGCUGCAUUCAGGCACUCCAGGGCAUGAUGGAACGGUCAUUGAUGGUGCCUCUCUAGUAUAGUUAAUGCAUGCAUUGAUCUCUCUCCUCUGUUUCUAAAAUAACCUUUAAUUAAAAGGAAGAACCAUACCAUUACUGUGCAUUGCAAAAGUUUUUAUAGAUCUUUGGUUACCUUUAUGAAUCACUUCCUUUCAAAUGAAAGAUGUUUUUAGCUAAGUUAUGUAAGAAUAUAGGAAUCAAUGUCCUGCUUGUUUUAAAUGCUUCAUAUAUUUUAAAGUGUAGUCAGUAUUUCUUCCCUGUACCUUACAAACAGAAACCACUCUGGAUGGUUGGUACCCCUUGCAAAGCUUAUCUCUUCCACAUAGGCUCCUUGUGUAUCUGUGUUUAUUUACAGGUGUAUAAAGAGUCAGCAAUGAUAAGGCUAAUGAGCCAAUUUCAUGGCAUGUUUAAUGUAUGAUUCCCAUGUAUCAUGAGAAUUUAACUAGAAUGUCAUUAAACGGCCCAACUACCUCAUGUGAAAUUGGCUGUGGACAAUCUGUGUUAGAUGAGAAAUGUGCUCAGAUAAAUUUAUUCUGGUUGAUAGAUUGAACAAAGUGAUGUCUGUAUAAAGCAGAAAUAUAUUAGACCAUAUGCCAAAGGCUAAAAUGUACAUACAUUUUCUUGAAUUAGUUCUUAAGUCAGUGUUUAAUUCCACACCCAGGAUUCUUAUGAAUGUUUGUUUCAUACAUCCAUGCACUUUGAAUAUCUGUCACAUGCAGACCAUUACCUGUUCUAGUCCUUCAGCAUUUUGAAUGAGUAUCUUAUGCCAGUGAAAAGCAAGAUAAACAACAAGUGUCAAAUGGUUUAUUGACUUCUUAAUUUAAUAGACCUUUACGUAGAAUAUAAUGCAAUAUAGACUUUUAGGACCAAGUGAUGAAUGAGAAUUUCAUGGUUAGGUUUGUACUGUUUCUCUGUCCUAGUUAUUAUUCUGUAUCUCAUGGGGAGGGAGGAACAAGGGAGGGUUUUCCUUUUUUUGGAAAAUGUUUGAAAACAUCUGUCAGAUUUUAUAUUCGUUAGUUAUAAUAAACUUAUUUUUAAAGUA
Molecule: messenger RNA, 7754 nt
Organism: Heterocephalus glaber (naked mole-rat)
Lineage: Eukaryota; Metazoa; Chordata; Mammalia; Rodentia; Bathyergidae
Gene: Plekha8
Product: pleckstrin homology domain containing A8
Biological process (GO): ceramide transport; intermembrane lipid transfer
Cellular component (GO): cytoplasm; membrane; cytosol
Molecular function (GO): ceramide 1-phosphate transfer activity; ceramide 1-phosphate binding
Source: RefSeq, a predicted model, not a curated record